Molecule: messenger RNA, 5325 nt
Organism: Penicillium griseofulvum
Lineage: Eukaryota; Fungi; Ascomycota; Eurotiomycetes; Eurotiales; Aspergillaceae
Product: type I polyketide synthase
Exons: 2
Coding region: 1-5325 (1774 amino acids)
Biological process (GO): fatty acid biosynthetic process; secondary metabolite biosynthetic process
Molecular function (GO): fatty acid synthase activity; phosphopantetheine binding; 3-oxoacyl-[acyl-carrier-protein] synthase activity
Source: RefSeq, a predicted model, not a curated record
AUGCAUUCCGCUGCAACUUCUACAUACCCCUCUGGGAAAACAUCCCCAGCACCAGUCGGAACCCCUGGGACUGAGUACAGUGAAUAUGAAUUCUCCAACGAUGUGGCGGUAGUGGGAAUGGCCUGCCGCGUAGCGGGAGGUAACCACAACCCUGAACUUCUCUGGCAAUCGCUCCUCAGCCAGAAGAGUGCAAUGGGUGAGAUUCCACCCAUGCGGUGGGAGCCUUACUAUCGUCGGGAUGCACGAAAUGAGAAAUUCCUCAAGAACACAACGUCGCGUGGCUAUUUCCUAGAUCGCUUGGAGGACUUUGACUGUCAGUUCUUUGGCAUCUCCCCUAAGGAGGCCGAGCAGAUGGACCCCCAACAGCGAGUCUCUCUGGAAGUGGCAUCGGAAGCCCUGGAAGAUGCCGGUAUUCCUGCCAAGAGUCUGUCUGGGAGUGACACAGCAGUCUUCUGGGGUGUUAACUCAGACGACUACUCCAAGCUAGUGCUAGAGGAUCUGCCAAAUGUCGAGGCGUGGAUGGGCAUUGGCACUGCAUACUGUGGCGUGCCCAAUCGCAUCUCAUAUCACCUCAACUUGAUGGGUCCUAGCACCGCCGUGGAUGCGGCGUGUGCUUCGUCUCUCGUCGCCAUACAUCAUGGAGUUCAGGCCAUCCGACUGGGAGAAUCAAAGGUGGCUAUUGUCGGAGGUGUCAAUGCCCUCUGCGGCCCAGGACUGACCCGCGUCCUCGACAAAGCCGGCGCCAUCUCGUCUGACGGAUCUUGCAAGUCCUUCGAUGAUGACGCCCAUGGGUACGCUAGAGGUGAAGGUGCCGGCGCCCUCGUCCUCAAAAGUCUGCACCGUGCAUUGCUCGACCACGAUAAUGUCCUGGCAGUCAUUAAGGGCAGUGCGGUAUGCCAGGAUGGCAAGACCAACGGCAUCAUGGCCCCCAAUUCCGUGGCGCAACAGCUAGCAGCAAACAAUGCUCUCUCUGCUGCAAAUAUCGACCCUCACACCGUGCGCUAUGUGGAAGCACAUGCCACAUCCACGCCCUUGGGCGACCCAACUGAAAUAUCCGCCAUUGCAAGUGUCUACGGCGCCGACCGCCCCGCGGAUGAUCCAUGCUACAUCGGGUCCAUCAAGCCCAAUAUUGGUCACCUGGAGGCUGGUGCGGGAGUCAUGGGCUUCAUCAAAGCAGUUCUGGCCAUCCAAAAGGGCGUCCUGCCACCGCAGGCCAACUUGACAAAGCUCAAUAGCCGGAUCGACUGGAAGACAGCCGGUGUUAAGGUCGUUCAAGAGGCCACCCCGUGGCCCGAAUCAGACCCCAUCCGUAGAGCAGGUGUCUGCUCGUAUGGGUACGGAGGUACUGUUUCUCACGCGGUGAUCGAAGAAUUCAGCCCUAUCCUGCAGCCAGACCCACUAGGUAAUGGAGCAGUCAGCGGACCAGGCCUUCUUUUAUUGUCCGGACCCCAGGAGAAACGUUUAGCCUUGCAGGCCAAAACAUUGCGCGACUGGAUGACUGCCGAAGGAAAGGAUCACAAUUUGAGUGAUAUUCUCACUACUCUAGCUACUCGACGAGAUCACCACGACUACCGAGCGGCGCUUGUAGUUGAUGACUACCGUGAUGCUGAGCAAGUCCUGCAAUCACUGGCCAAUGGGGUCGACCAUACAUUCACGACCCAGAGCCGUGUACUGGGCUCAGACAUCAGCAAGGACGUUGUCUGGGUGUUUUCUGGGCACGGUGCGCAGUGGCCGGACAUGGGCAAGCAACUUAUUCACAACCCGGUCUUCUUCGCAGCCAUCCAGCCACUCGAUGAGUUGAUCCAAGCCGAGAUUGGGCUGUCCCCUAUUGAGCUACUCCGGACGGGUGACUUUGAGUCGUCUGAUCGGGUACAGAUCCUUACUUAUGUCAUGCAAAUUGGUCUCAGCGCCCUGCUUCAAAGCAAUGGCAUCACUCCACAGGCCGUGAUUGGACACUCCGUGGGCGAAAUCGCGGCCAGUGUUGUGGCUGGAGCACUAUCCCCAGCAGAGGGUGCGCUUAUUGUCACCCGCAGAGCGUUGCUGUACCGCCAGGUUAUGGGCAAGGGCGGCAUGAUCCUUGUCAACCUCCCUAGUGCCGAGACUGAAGAGAUCUUAGGUUCCCGAUCAGACCUGGUUGUGGCCAUUGACUCGUCGCCAUCUUCCUGUGUGGUGGCUGGAGAUAAGGAGCUUGUGGCCGAAACAGCAGAGGCUCUCAAGGCACGAGGCGUGAAGACAUUCACUGUGAAGAGUGAUAUUGCCUUCCACAGUCCAACCUUGAAUGGGCUGGUCGAUCCCCUUCGGGAUGUGCUCGCAGAGACUCUGUCCCCUGUGAGUCCCAACGUCAAGUUGUAUUCCACCGCACUGGCAGACCCCCGCGGCCAAGACCUGCGCGACGUGGAAUACUGGGCCGGCAACAUGGUCAACCGCGUGCGUCUCACUUCGGCUGUCAAGGCCGCUGUUGAGGACGGAUAUCGUCUCUUCCUUGAAGUCUCAACCCACCCAGUGGUGUCUCACUCUAUCAACGAGACACUAAUGGAUGCAGGCAUGGAAGACUUUGCGGUCAUCCCAACUCUCCUUCGGAAAAAGCCAACUGAGAAGCAUAUCCUACACAGCAUUGCACAGCUUCACUGCCGCGGUGCGGAAGUGAACUGGGCGGCACAGAUGCCCGGACGCUGGGCCACUGGAGUUCCCACCACGACCUGGAUGCAUAAACCCAUCUGGCGCAAGAUAGAGACUGCGCCGCUUCACACUGGUCUCACGCAUGAUGUCGAGAAGCACACACUUCUGGGACAGCGUAUCCCAGUGCCCGGCACCGACACCUAUGUCUACACAACCCGGCUGGAUAACGACACAAAGCCCUUCCCGGGCAGCCACCCUCUGCACGGCACCGAGAUCGUUCCGGCUGCAGGUUUGAUCAAUACUUUCUUGAAGGGCACAGGCGGCCAGAUGCUGCAGAACGUUGUUCUCCGCGUUCCCGUUGCUAUUAACGCACCACGAUCCGUCCAGGUCGUAGUGCAGCAGGAUCAAGUCAAGGUUGUGUCUCGACUGAUCCCGAGUGAGCCCUCGCAGUUGGAUGACGAUGCCUCCUGGGUCACUCACACCACUGCAUACUGGGAUCGGAAGGUUGCUGGUUCCGAAGAUCGCAUCGACUUCGCUGCCGUCAAAUCGCGACUGGUAACCAAACUAGCAGACAACUUUUCGAUUGACUACCUGGACAAGGUGGGUGUAUCUGCCAUGGGAUUCCCAUGGGCGGUAACAGAGCACUACCGCAAUGACAAGGAGAUGCUGGCACGUGUUGAUGUCAAUCCUGCCAUCUCGGGAGAUGCCCCCCUGCCCUGGGAUUCUUCAUCCUGGGCCCCAGUUCUCGACGCUGCCACCUCCGUCGGUUCAACCAUCUUCCCGACACCUGCACUUCGGAUGCCCGCCCAGAUUGAGCGGGUAGAGGUCUUCACCUCGCAGGAUCCGCCCAAGAUCAGCUGGCUCUACGUCCAGGAGGCCUCCGAUUCGGUGCCCACCUCUCACGUUAGCGUGGUGAGCGAGGCGGGUGAGGUCCUUGCCAAAUUCACAGCCAUGCGGUUCUCCGAGAUUGAAGGCACUCCUGGCGUCAGUGGCAGCAUGGAGAGUCUCGUGCACCAGAUCGCUUGGCCACCAGCCACCCCGGCCGAAGAGCCCUUGUCCAUCGAGACAGUGAUCCUGGUCUCGCCCGAUGCUACCACCAGGGCCCUGUAUGCCGCAAGUCUGCCGACCCGGGUUAACUCCUUCCAGUUCUCCUCUACACAGGAGUUCUUCAGCAACGCUUCAUCCCUUCCCCUGGAGAAGGGAACCGUGGUGACCUACAUCCCCGGUGAGGUCGCCUCGCUGGCCGAGGUUCCCGCCGCAUCCGAGUCAUUCACUUGGAACUUGCUCGAACUAAUUAAAUUCACCGUCAAUGGCUCACUGCCUAUCAAAGUCUUCACUCUUACCGCGAACAUCGGCGAGGGUCAAACACCUACCGCUCUAGCCCAGUCCCCAUUGUACGGCCUGGCACGGGUCAUCGCCAGUGAGCACCCUGAUCUAGGAACCCUCAUCGACGUUGAAGAGCCCGUCAUCCCCCUGUCGACGAUGCGAUACAUCCAGGGGGCAGACAUCAUCCGAAUCAACGACGGAAUCGCUCGCACCUCCCGGUUCCGCAGCCUGCCGCGCAACAAGCUGCUCCCUGCCAGCGAAGGUCCUCGCCUGCUUCCCCGCCCCGAGGGCACAUACCUGAUCACCGGUGGUCUUGGCGUCCUCGGUCUCGAGGUCGCUGACUUCCUGGUCGAGAAGGGUGCCAGACGUCUGCUGCUCAUCUCGCGACGCGCCCUUCCCCCUCGCCGAACCUGGGACCAGGUUAGCGAGGAUCUCCAGCCGACCAUCGCCAAGAUCCGCCUCCUGGAGAGUCGCGGCGCCUCGGUCCAUGUCCUGCCCCUGGACAUCACCAAACCGGAUGCGGUCGAGCAGCUUACCACGGCGUUGGACCGACUUUCCCUACCUUCGGUCCAGGGUGUCGUUCACGCUGCCGGUGUGCUGGACAACGAGCUAGUGAUGCAGACCACUCGCGACGCCUUCAACCGGGUUCUCGCACCCAAGAUUGCGGGCGCGCUAGCCCUGCAUGAAGUCUUCCCCCCUAAGAGCGUCGACUUCUUCGUCAUGUUCUCCUCUUGUGGAAACCUCGUCGGGUUCACUGGUCAAGCUUCCUACGGCAGUGGUAACGCCUUCUUGGAUACACUAGCCACCCACCGUGCGCGCCUAGGUGACGCAGCCGUGUCCUUCCAGUGGACAUCGUGGCGUGGCCUUGGCAUGGGUGCCAGCACAGACUUUAUCAACGCUGAAUUGGAAUCCAAAGGAAUCACGGACGUGACGCGCGAUGAGGCCUUUGCUGCAUGGCAGCAUCUCGCCAAGUAUGAUAUGGACCACGGAGUUGUUUUGCGAAGCCGUGCCUUUGAGGACGGGGAACCGAUUCCAGUGUCUAUUCUCAAUGAUAUCGCGGUGCGACGCGUGGGCACUGUGUCUAACACCUCGCCGGCGGCUGCCGGUUCCAGCGACGCGGUGCCUACGUCUGGACCGGAGCUUAAGGCUUAUUUGGACGAGAAGAUCAGGGGCUGUGUGGCCAAGGUGUUACAGAUGACUGCUGAGGAUGUGGAUUCAAAGGCAGCUCUGGCCGAUCUGGGUGUUGACUCAGUCAUGACAGUCACUCUGCGUCGCCAGCUGCAGCUAACACUGAAGAUUGCGGUGCCCCCUACAUUGACGUGGAGUCAUCCGACUGUCAGCCAUCUGGCGGUGUGGUUUGCUGAGAAGCUUGCCAAAUGA